Ruditapes philippinarum (Manila clam) is the source of this 797-nucleotide messenger RNA. RefSeq names its product protein lifeguard 1-like. Lineage: Eukaryota; Metazoa; Mollusca; Bivalvia; Venerida; Veneridae. The record is from RefSeq and is a predicted model, not a curated record. The coding region runs from base 110 to 520 and encodes 136 amino acids. The transcript is spliced from 3 exons.
AAAGUGAAAUAAGAGUCAUUUUUCAUUGACGCGCCUACAGUAUAACGCUAACAUUUAGCGCGUCUUUACACUAUGUUUGUAUAACGCUAAUGACGUCACGUCAAAAUAUAUGCACGGCCGUGCAAUACCAUAUUUACGGAGUCGCAAAAUCGGCACGGCAAUGUCACAGCCUAUGAAUUACGGAGAACCCCCUCCCGCGUAUACACCUUAUGGGGGUGGAGGUGGGGCAUAUCCACCACCACAACAAGGUUAUCCACAUCCACAUGGGGGAUAUCCGCAGCCCGGGGGAUAUCCACAGCAAGGAUAUGGACAACAGCCCGGGGGAUAUCCUCAACAAAAUUACGGGGGUUACGCUCAACCAGGAUACGGUCAACAGCCUUACGGUCAAGGACAAACGAUUGUUGUCACUCAGCCUCAAACAGUUCAACAACCACAGAGUAGCCGGGACAAAGACCGUUCAACGGAAUGUUGUUUACUGGCGGCUUUAGCUUUAGUUUGCUGUUGCUGCCUCAUGGACUAGGAACCAGAGAACACCUUAAUUGUGAUAUUUUUAAUGUUUUAAAUAAUAUGUAAGAAUAUAUGUAUAAAACGAGAGAAAGGAUUGGAACUAUUGUGUCAAUUACAGAUAUAGAAAAAAAUGGCCAAUUAUAAUUUAAUGAUAAUUUAUGAUUCGACAAAUCCAAAAACAAUGCUUGUAGCGUGCUUCACAAUUGUUUGUUCUUUGUUGUUAGUGUUUUUUCUCUAGUUUAGAAAUGUAGACCACAGAAAAAGACUGUUACAAUAAAGAUGCUGAUUAU